Tuber aestivum (summer truffle) is the source of this 9182-nucleotide messenger RNA. The record is from the annotation of a GenBank genome assembly. Lineage: Eukaryota; Fungi; Ascomycota; Pezizomycetes; Pezizales; Tuberaceae.
GGUGCCGGUGCGGGCACGAUGCUGCAACUUCUCGUUUCGUAUGAUAUGAUACCACUACUGAGGGGAAAGAAUACAGAGCUCUAAUAAUGGAUUGGAACUGGAAUUCAUUUUUGGGCAAAGCUAUUUGACGGCAUAUCUUUUCACCUUGUGGAUGUUGCAGUUUCAGGAUUUGUAACUCGGGCAUAGAGCCUACCAGUGCUGUACCGUACCGGUACAAGUACCCCAGUAAGUUAACUGUUAGCUUUGGUCAUCCGUGGCUUUAGGGUCGUCUUGCGGUACGGUAAGGUGCUCGAGUACGGUAGCUGAACCGCUGUUACUUGUGUUGUGUGGCCCGGCUCCAGCGACUGCAGUUGCACACAAAACACCUCAGCAUCAUAGCCUCCUCCGAGCACAACUCCUCCAAGUCAACAUCGACUCCCCUCGACGCCCUCUACCCCUCCCCCACAUUGAUCUCGACUGGACUUGUCUUCCCAAUUUACGAUACUGUUACCUUCACCUUUUUGGCCCUUAGAUUUUAUACUUCUCUUCUGAUUCAUUCUAUGAUCUAAACGACUUUUUCAUAGCUCCUUUCGCCGUCAGCAUCCUCCAACAUGGCCUCCGCUGCUUCACCGCCGUCCGCAUAUACUCGGCGCCGUGUGUCCUCUGCGGCUUCUACGAAACCCAAGUUCAUUGCCGAGAUAAAGCCCCUACUCGACUCACUGGAAUCUUCCGCCUCGGAUCCCGAUGUUCUUGUCCGUCUGCAAUGGCUGUCGUUGCUUAAGCGUAUUCUUGUGGACUCUCCCGAAGCUAAGGGUUUGUUGCUCCAUGCUCCUUUCGAGUUUGCGCUUUGUCAUCCAUACAGUCCCGCUGACCAUACCUGUCGGGAACAGAUACGUUUCGAGCUCUCAAGGGCUUUAACUACUUGGUUUCUGCGCUCCAUUCAUGUUCUGGUUUCUACACCUCCGAGAAUCGGACGGACGAGGAGAAAAACCAUUUCAUAGAGCUGAUUAAAUGUCUCUUCGGUGUGGUCUCGGAAGCUCUGCUCAACCAUCCCGGAAACAAGCGGUUCUUUGCGAGGAGAAUCGGCUGGGAUAGUCUGGAGCAGGGUCUUGCCGCGACUGGGCUUCCCACGGAGGCGCCCGACCAAUUGUUUGGACUUAUCUUGGCCUUUGCGAUGGAUGAUGCUACACUAUCAAGUUUAGUGGUAUCUGUUAAACGGGGGUUGGCAUCGGAUGGUAAAUAUAGGAAGGAGAAGGAUGUUGUGGGGAAAGUGCGCGCUAAAGUUAGAGGAAGCUUUGGCUCUAAAGAUAUACUUGUGAAUGCAGAAAUUACUCCAUUGAUCCUCAGCUUUCAGACAGCGAUGGAACGGACAGAAGGAUCCAAGGUUACAACAGUUGUUGUUUUACAGGCCCUGCUGUCUAUAGCUUCUUCGAGCAAAUCAAACCUGGCUGCUAUGCAUUCAACGGGCAUAUUAAGCACUAUUAUCCCACGCCUAUGGGACGCCUCUGUCCCGGAAUUAGAGCGGGCUAUUCUCAAAGAAUUUGCUCAGUAUCUCAUGCAGCUCGGGAUAAAUCACUUGAACGAUGCCAAGUAUCUUUACAAACGGGCUAUGGUGGAUGAUUCUGUUGCUUCUUUCCUGCUCCAGGGCCUCAAGAUCUCACGGACACCUCCGCACAUUCAAUUUGACCUUUCGCUUCACGGAUAUGCAUCCAUGGAACUUGGUUCUAUAGGCCGUUCAUUCCCCCCCACCCAUACGAGUGGUUUCACGUUCUCCGCUUGGAUUUGCAUUGACACCUUUGACCCUACAAUGCAUACCACUAUUUUCGGGGUCUUUGAUUCAACACAACGCUGCUUUGUUCUGGCUUACAUAGAGCAAGACACUCGAAAAUUUAUUCUGCAAACCUCUGUGGCAUCGCCACGGGCAAGUGUUAGGUUUAAAUCCACUGUUUUUGAGCCCCAAAAAUGGUAUCACAUUUCGCUUGUGCAUCGACGACCUCGGGCCACCUCGGCGGCGAAGGCCGCUCUUUAUGUUGAUGGUGAAUUUGUAGAACAAGUCAAAGCAACCUACCCCCAAAACCCGCCAACCUCUUCAACGCCAGUUCAGGUUUUCCUCGGAACUCCAACGGAUUUGUCCCCCCGUGUUGGCCAAGGUGUGGUCUCAUCGAGAUGGAGUCUUGGAACUGCUCAUUUAUUUGAGGAUGUUCUCUCGGACGACCUUAUUGCCGUGCACUAUCGCCUUGGGCCCUGGUAUCACGGGAACUUUCAAGAUUGCCUGGGGUCUUUUCAAACGUACGAGGCCUCGGCAGCAUUGAAUAUGCGCAAUGAGCUUAUGCACCCCGGAAAAGAGGAAAGGAGCGAUAUAAUAUCUGCUAUAAGGAGCAAGGCGUCAGCCAUACUCCCGGAGGCCAAGGUGCUGCUCAAUCUUUCGGCGCAACAGGUUCUCGACGACAAAAAUGAUAAUAACAUAGACGAGUCGCUAUUAGUGAAGGCUCUUUCUCGGCCUGCAUUGAAGAAUCUACAGUCUUUGACGAGAGCGGGAGCGGUAGCAAUUAAUGGAGCAGUUCCGUCGGUGAAUGAGGCACUAUGCUUAACCCAUGGAGUAGCAAUUAUGACUGGUGAGCCGGUUGUCAUCGUUCCACAAUCCCUGGAUGAUGCCGCCUGGUCAAUUGGCGGUGCAGCGGCUGUGGGGUUGAAGAUGGUUGAAGUUGCAAAAACUGCAAAGCAGGUUUGUAGGGCCGUGGAGAUUCUUUUUGAAAUCACGAAGGGCUCUUGGAGGAAUAGUGAGGCUAUGGAGAGGGACAAUGGAUUUGCAAUUCUGGGGCAUCUUAUUCGAACAAAAGAAGGGAAGGAUGUUAUUGGCAAGGAUUUGCUAAGAGUCAUCUUGGAAUUCGUGGGGUUCAAGCAUGACGCUCCGGAGGAGAGUUUCAUCAUUAAUCCUCUUGCGUACAGGAUUCUGCUCGUCGAUUUCGACAUGUGGAGGAAAGCGGAUACGGAGACACAAAGAGAAUACUUUGCGCAGUUUGUGACAUUUUGUAACGGGAGCAAAUAUCAUCACUUCAAUUCCAAGAGGCUGUUCCGUAUGCGUGAGUACCUGCUGGUCCCUCAUUGCCCCAUUUGGAGGCCUUGACUGAUAUACUGGCCAUUCUUGGCCUGUCUGUCGUCAAUAGGGAUUGUUAAGAAGUUGAUAUUCGCUCUUAAGGGUGAAGUAUUCUCUCGUGAGGUGCUUCCUGAUUUUAUGGCUGCUUUCAAGACGCUUGUGAAGACAAAUAUGUCUGCGGAUGUUCUCCGGUCAUUGGCUCUCUUUAUCACCUACUCAUUACACAAGAAUAACCCCGCGAAGCCGUUAAGAGUUAAAAAGAGUAAUGUACAAUUACGCCGACAACCGACUAUGGGUGUUGGCAUCGCAGGUGCAACUCUAUCACCGGCCAGGUCCAUGAAUGAUCUGAGUGGUGAUGGCCUUACUAGGCAGCAGGUCGGAGUGAUGGUUUUAGAGAUGUAUCAAGAUCUUUUGUUUGAGGAGGGGAACGGAGUUGGCAAUAUUAAGAAAUUUGCUAGAACAGUUACCAAUAAGGUACGUAUUCUUAAACUUUUUUUGUGUAUGCUGAGGAAGGCCCUGGCCUAAGAGCAUGUCCAACAUCUGUGUCCUGGGUCGCAAUUAUUAUGGUCUAUCCUUAAAUGCGCGUUCUGGUACUAUAUUCUUCAGAGUUGCUAAUGUCCCUAAUAAUCGCAGUGGUUGUUGUACCUGUUGGCCGAGAGCGAUCCUAAAGUAGUUAUUAUUGGCGCCAAGAUUCUAGCUCGAUUACUGGUUGUCCAUGGUGGCAGUUACGUCUCGAAGUUUGGAUUAAAAACAGGGGGGUUUAUCGCUAUGCGGAAUAGGCUAAAGAGGUGGUGGAAUGUGGCCCCUCUGUGGCCCAUAUGCUUUGCCGUGUUUUUUGGGAAGGAUGUAGCCAAGAUUGAUGUCUCGAGACCACUAGAUUUGUUUGGUCUUGCUGAGAUGUUCUCCGAUGCUGGGAGCGGAAAAGUGGCAUAUCCUGAGAUGCUCCCAGUCAUUGCGGGAAUGUUGAAAGCUGGCCUUGGCACUAUAGUUGCGGAUCAGAGCGAAGAGGGAACCAGGGUGCCGGGGGAUAACAAGAAUCUAGAUGACGGUAAACUGCAAACACCGAAGACCUCUAGAGCGCGCUCAUUAUCCCUCAGUGACAAGUCGCCUCAGUCAGGUAAGCCCCUGAUCUGGCUCUCAGCCUAUGCAAGUAUUCUAAUAAAUUUGUUCUGAUAUAGUAACGAAUAAAACGGCGGGUAAAAGGCUUGGGGAACUGGCAGGGAUGCUCAAUACGCUUAUACAGUUCUUUGCGCACUUGCAUACAAGUUGCCCAGCCUUCCGGGAAUUUUGCGCGACUUCGUCUUUCAUACGGGAGAUGCUUGGAAUCCUGUUUCCGAUUGUUUGUAGCUCUGAUCAUGUCAGUGCGGAAACGGAGCUGAAUUCGAAAGAUUCAGCACUGACAUUUGACGGCGGAGAUGUAGUGAUUCGACCUUUGGUCUCGAAUGUUGCUCCUCCUAUUGUCCGAACUGUGACUGUUGACGAGCCUCCUAGCCCAACCGCACCACGAUCAGAUAGGUUAAGGAGAGGCUCCAGCUUUAUACUUGUAACAUCAGAGCCGACGCCUUAUACUCCUUCUUCCGCACGCCUUUCGCCCGCCAUUGGGCCUGGUUUGAGGAAUAGCGGCAGCGUAGUGUCGGGCCUGACUGUUUCCAAUUUAGUCGUGGAAAGCCUUCUUGAGCUUGUUAUGACUGUGCUUUCAGACCUGGUGCUGGAGAGGAGAGAGUUUACAGGAUUCGGACUGAGCACAAAGGUAGGGGAAAUGUCGCUCGGGGGUCAACAGCAUAAGUCACCUGUCCUGACACUAAUCUCGCUUCAGAUCCCUCCCGGAUUUCAAGAGCACCAGAUUUACUUUGAAACUUAUCUACUCCGGAACACCUUGAAUCAUCUCAACAACAUUUUAGGAUUCGAUAGAAAGAAGCUUUGCGAACCACGAGUCUUGACUAGUAUUGGGAGAUUUGCGGCACAUAUGACCGACUGUGUAUAUGAAGGUUAGUGUGGUUAGCCGCCCCUAGCUUGUGGUAGGGUAGGCUAAUAGUAUCUCUAGGGUGGUUCUUGAAUGGGGCUGAAAGCUUGCUCGAUUUCGUUGGAACAAUAUUGGAAUAUAUACAGCGGCCGGAAGUUGCCAAACAAAAGAGUGUUCGUCUAUGUAGCCAAACUGCAGCAGGUCUAAGAACCGCGGUAUCGCGACUAGUUCUUUUUAGACUGUCAGAACUUGAUGAUCCAAAAUCAGAUCCCCGACAAGUGGUUGGUUUUCUCGGAAAGAUGAUGUAUUGGCAAGCGGUUAUUCUUUCCCCGGAAAACACGGAGGGCGAGUUUACGAGGCUUAUAUGCUAUCUUCUCUAUACCCGAUUGAUAGGCCAACAACAAGACAUAAAACUCGCUGCUGCCAAUGUUUGUGCUCCUGUUUGGUUUAAUUUGAUAUUUUCUCUUAGUCAAUAAUUGCUUACUGUGUGCUUUUUUCUUUUUCUUUUCAUCUUUCCAUUUAGAUGCUGCGGAUUGUCUUAGUACAGAAACCAGCAGAGACGUCGGCAUUACUAAACCAAGCCAAAACAAUUGAUCAUAAGCAGUUGUCUUCAGGUUUUACAAAACUGCUGGAAUUGGUAGGAUGUUUUCGCUAGGAUUUGUUGGGUCAAAAAUGAACUGACAUAUUUCUAGGACAAUGAUACUUGGCUGGACUGGAUUGACGAUCACCGAGAGGAUUUGGACGCCUUUUUCUACGGGGCUCUUUCUAAGACAUGGGAAUCCUUUGUCGCGGAGGAAAACAAGAGAACCACGGAAACUGCGAAGGCCCGAUCUUCAAAACGCAAGGAAAAGCUGAAGCAGUGGAUUUUAGAUGACAUGAACAACGAGGACGUUUAUCGUCGCCACGAGUCUGCAUCCUCGCACUGGAUGGUCAACAUCUAUAACUCGGAACAUCUUAAAUUUCAGAGGGCCACGCAAGAUCAGCAGGACAGUUUGAGCUAUGUUAUCUCUUCAUAUUCAAAACUUGAGACAGAUCUCGUGAGGCCCUGUGGACUACUUGAUGACGGCCAAGAGACUAAAUGGCGGUUGGACUUGACUGAGGGGAGGAAUCGGAUGCGAAAGCGGAUGUUGCCAGACUCAAGCGCUCAUUUGCACAACUACCAGCCCAAACGGAGGCUUACAGGCGGGUUGGGCGGGAAUGCCGGGGCAAGCAAAUCCCAUUCGCUAUCCGUGGAGGACGACGAGAUUAGUAUUAUCACAACCAGAGAGACAGACUCACUUGACCAGUCGCAGCACAACUCGGCGCGCGAUGGAGGCGAAGACGAUUUUGAAGAGGAUUAUGAAUUAGUGGACGAUCCACGGGAAGACGAUGACGGCUGGGAAGACAAAAACAGAAAAGUCAUGAGAACAAUCCAGCAUGGUGAUGUGGUUGAGUAUGUUCAAAACGUCUCUAGGCUGGUCGGAUUGGAUGCAGUGGAAGGGCUUCUCAUCUUGGGGAAAAACUGCCUCUACCUUAUCGACAACUUCUUCCAACGGUCCGAUGGGGAAAUCGUGAACGUCUGGCAGGCGCCUAAGGACGAAAGGGAUCAGUAUCUACAAAUGAUUUCCGGGAGAGAAGCCGAGGAUCGGAAAUCCGUCUCCGUUAAUAGCGAUCACGAGACUAGGCAUUGGCCAUAUGAAGAUAUGAUUAGCAUUAGUAAACGGCGGUUCCUAUUCAGGGAUGUAGCUUUGGAGCUGUUUUUCUCGGAUGGCCGGAGUUACCUUUUGACAACUAUGGCUGCCAAAGAUAGAGACUUUUUACAUUCUAAGCUCCUAUCAAAAGCUACUAAUGUUAAUAACAACCCGGCAUUGCUCCAUGUUGGUGAUGCGUGGCGGAUCGAAGCACUGAAGACACAGGAUAACGCGACAAACUUUGGAUCCAAGCUCGUUAAUGUCUUCACAUCUAACAUUCCUAACCCUGCGACAAGGAAAUGGAUUAAAGGGGAAAUCUCAAAUUUUCAUUACCUUAUGCUUGUGAACACCAUGGCAGGGAGAACUUUCAAUGACCUAACCCAGUACCCAGUCUUUCCAUGGGUUCUGGCAGAUUACACCAGCGAGGAGCUGGAUUUGACAAAUCCGAGAACCUUCCGGGAUUUUUCGAAACCUAUGGGCGCGCAGACACAGGACAGGCAGCAUGAAUUCCGGGAGCGAUACCGCUCUUUCGAGGAGAUCGGCGAUCGGCAAGCUCCCCCCUUUCACUAUGGCACACAUUUCUCAUCGGCUAUGAUUGUUUGCUCGUACCUUAUCAGACUUCAGCCUUUCGUCCAGUCGUACCUACUCCUACAGGGCGGAUCGUUUGACCACGCAGACAGGUUGUUUUACUCCAUUGAAAAGGCCUGGGCAUCGGCUUCGAGAGAUAAUAUGACUGAUGUCAGAGAGUUGAUUCCCGAGUUUUUCUUCUUGCCAGAGUUCCUAGUAAACUCUAAUGCAUACAAUUUUGGUAUGAAGCAGGGGACUGAUGAAGCUAUCGACUCGGUCAAACUCCCACCAUGGGCAAAGGGGGACCCCAAAAUAUUCAUUGCAAAGCAUCGAGAGGCCCUCGAGAGCCCAUACGUGAGUCAACACCUCCAUGAGUGGGUUGAUCUUGUGUUUGGAUUCAAGCAGCGGGGUGAGGCCGCUAUUGAGGCGACCAAUGUGUUCCAUCACCUCUCGUAUCAUGGCGCGAUCGAUUUAGAUAGCAUACAAGACCCUGUUGUGAGAUUGGCUACUAUAGGAAUCAUUCAUAACUUUGGUCAAACUCCUCAUCAAGUCUUCACUAGGGCGCACCCGGUGAGAGAGGAGAUAACCCACAAGAAUGCGAGGUUAGACCUUGGCGCUGAAUCCUUAAUUAGACUUCCAUUUCCUCUUCUCGGUAGGUUUUGGAUACCUUAAAAAUCCUUAGGGCUCAGCUAACAAUCACAGAUAACAGUGAGAGAGUUAGCUCCCUUGUAUACUCGGCCAGGUGUGAGCGGGUAUUUUGCUCAAGCUCCUUUAGACUCAAUCUCCCCCCUACUUACGAUAAAUAUAUGGAGUGGGGGUUUACCGACGGAAGUGUGCGAUUCUAUCAUUUCGAUAACAAAAAAGUGAGCCAUAAUAACCGGCUCCCCUCCCUAUCACUGAAACUAAUUGAAAUAGCUAUGCGGCCACCACGAACAUCUGCAUCGAGGGCAGGUAUCCUCUGCCAUCUUUGCUGACCCCAGAACGCUGAUUACUGCCGGGACGGACGGCACGAUUUCUAUGUGGCAAGUUCAAAAUACCUCAAGAUCAGUCGAACUUCAACUCAAGACAUGCUUGUUUGGGCAUGUCAAGCCAGUCACUAUCAUGGCGAUGUCGAGAUCUUUCAGCACUCUUGUUAGCGCCUCAAGCGAUGAUACCGUCCUUGUUUGGGAUCUGAAUAGGCAGAGGUUCGUAAGGCAGUUAAAGAGCGAUUCAGCGGUUCAGGUGUGUGUGAAAAUUAGCGGCGUUUUCGCGCAGACUACUAAUUCAGCAUUUAGUGCAUAAGCGUCAAUGAUGUCUCGGGAGAUAUCGCUAUCUGUAAGGGUAGCGGAGUGACCAUGUAUACCCUGAACGGCGAGCUCAUCCUUACGCAGAACAUCUGUGACUUACCUGAAGACAAUGUCUUAUGUUGCGCCUUUUACGAGGGUCUCGGGAAUGAGUGGUUAGAAAGAGAACUUUUUUUCACAGGUCAUAGACGCGGAGUGGUCAAUGUGUGGAGCAAAACCGUCGUGGAUGGGAAAUUCAAACUUCUGUCAGUCAACACCCUGCAGCACGUCAACCAAUUCCAAACAGAAAUUCAGGUGUCCGCGGCUAUUUCGGCUAUCCACCCAACGCCGCAGGCAGUGUAUACGGGGGAUGAAAAUGGGAAAGUUGUAUGCUCCCCUUUGGACCAUCUAUUUCUCAAGAGCUAAUAUUAUCACUAGCACGAGUGGGAUUGCCAACUGGUUCAGCGGAAUCAGUCGCCUAUUCUCGUUCGAUAGACUUGCUAUUACUAGCGGGGCGUUACGCUUUAUGAGCUUAUGGGUUGCUUCUGAUGUCCUUUUUUUCUAUUUUCUAUUUUCAUCAAACCACCUAUCUCUUUGUCUGAAGCUACCUUCUGUGCAUACAAUAACUGUUUUCGCAUUUGCUU